Messenger RNA from Stegodyphus dumicola, 4112 nucleotides. RefSeq lists its product as uncharacterized. NCBI's taxonomy places the organism in Eukaryota, Metazoa, Arthropoda, Arachnida, Araneae, Eresidae. Gene Ontology annotation, molecular function: cyclosporin A binding; peptidyl-prolyl cis-trans isomerase activity; protein binding. Gene Ontology annotation, biological process: protein folding; protein peptidyl-prolyl isomerization. The record is from RefSeq and is a predicted model, not a curated record. Gene Ontology annotation, cellular component: cytoplasm; cytosol.
UUCUUCACCUAAUGGCAACACGCUGUUACCGGUGUAUGUUGUGAUUGUUAAAUCAAGAUGUCUGCUCCUUUAGAUGGUAAUCCGCACGUGUUUUUGGAUGUCAAAAUAGGUGAAGAAAGAGUUGGCCGAAUUGUUGUAGAAUUAUUUAAGGAUCUUGUUCCCAAGACUGCUGAAAAUUUCCGAGCACUAUGCACUGGCGAGAAAGGUGUAGGAAGAUUUGGGAGGCCUUUACAUUACAAAGGUGCUCCUUUUCACCGACUCAUCCGUCGGUUUAUGGUCCAAGGUGGAGACUUCAUAGUAGGUGAUGGUCGAGGCAGUGAAAGUAUAUAUGGUGACAGUUUUGAAGAUGAGGGCUUUGCUUUAAAGCAUGAUCAGCCUGGCCUUCUAAGUAUGGCUAACAGUGGACCAAAUACUAAUGGCUGUCAGUUUUUCAUAACAACAGUGCCAACACCCCAUUUAGAUAAUAAACAUGUAAUAUUUGGAAAAGUAAAGAAGGGUAUGGGAGCUGUCACUGAAGUGGAAAAUGUCCCUACCAAUGAAAAUGAUGAACCUCUAGAAUUAUGCUUUAUAGAAAAUUGUGGUGAGUAUAAACCUGGAGAAGAUUUUGGUUUAUGUGAAAAUGAUGGAACUGAAGACGUGUUUCCACCUUUUCCAGAAGAUUCUGAUAUGGAUUUCAAGGAUAUUGAUCAUAUACUUUGGGUUGCUGAAAGAAUAAAGUUAUCUGGAAAUAUUUAUUUCAAGAAAGAAGACUUUGUUACAGCAAAUAUGAAAUAUAAAAAAGCAUUAAGGUAUUUAAACAAAUUACUUGAAAUAAAUGAAGCUAAUACUGAGUUAGAAAAAAGAAUGAAUGCUCUAGUAGUGCCAUGUAUCCUAAAUAGUGCUGCAUGUAAACUAAAGAUGAAAAUGUAUGAUCGAGCAUUAGAAGAUUGUGAUGAGGCUUUGGAUAUUGAACCCAAAAAUCCAAAAGCUUUAUUCAGGAGAGGACAAGCAUUUCAUGGGAAAAGUGACUAUGAAAGGAGUCUAGCUGAUUUACAAGAAGCUUUACGGUUGGCUCCUAAUGAUAGAUCUGUGAUAGCAGAGUUGGCAGCAGUAAAAGGAGAAAUGCAAAGCAUAUAAAGCCAAGGAAAGAAAAGCAUAUGCUAAACUUUCAUGUGAAAUUGAUAUAAUUUCCAGAAGUCUAGGCUGUUUUAGGAUUACAAGUGCAUAUAUAAUUUUUUUCCCCAACUGAUGUUAAUUGUUCUGUGCAUUUUUUAAGGAUAUAUAUAUAUAUAUAUAUAUAUAUAUAUAUAUAUAUUUUUUUUUUUUUUUUUUUUUGGCAGUUCAUUUCAUGCAUUUUUUCGUAUUUUUCUGGUAGUUCCACAGUUGCGGACUUUUACCUGUUGAUAAAGAUUUAUUAUUAUGUUGUUAUUUUUUAGAACAUGUGUAACAUAAAGUUUUUCUUUUGAAUUAUAUUUAAAUAUUUUAAAAAUAUGUCACAUGACAUCUUCAUACUGAUGUAAUAUAGUGUUUGUAUAUUUGUAUUAUAAAUUUAAUGUAUAUUCAAAAUGUUGAAAGAACUUUGUCCUAAAACUUAUGAUUUUUAAUUAGUGGUACUUUUGUGACAAACAGUUUAAAAUGUAUUUUGAUAAAUGUUAUUUUACAAAUGUAAAAAUACACAUUUCAAUUUAAAUUGUUGAAAGCCCAAAUUUCAACGUGUAUGAAAGUUAGGCUAUGUUAUAAUCUAAAUAGUCAAUAAAAAUAUAUAUAUCUUAAUUUUGGGUCAAAAAAGUUUUUAUAGGUGAAGCUUAAUAUGUGAAGCAAUAUAAUAUGAAGAUAAUUGUCUCCAUGGCAUUUAUACAAUAUUGUGAUAACUAUAUUUUUGAGGACAGUUGUGUGGCAGCUAUGCUUGGGUAUAUUACAGGACUUUAAGUUUUUUUUAUACAUGACAGAUUUUUCUUAUGUGUUUUUAUUUUUUGUUUGUUUUUUACUUACCCAGUAAGUCAUUUGUUUGCCAUAUGCUUUGUGAUAGAAUAUAAUGCAUUUGAUGCUGUUUUUCUAUCUGAUCCAAUGUGGGACAAACUAUGUAGGCUUUAAAAUACUUUAAACUGAAAGCAAACCUGAAUUUCAAAGUACUUUGAUGUUCUGAGUUGGAAAAAUAAAAUCAUUUUUCAAAUGCAUUUCAUGCUGUUGGUUCUGGAGUUUUCAAAAUAAAGUGAAAUUACAAACUUUUAGGGGGCAAGCAUAGUUAUAGAAACAAUGCUGUUAAAAAAUGUAGCAUGAGAAUUUCUUUCUGCCCUUUUAGCAGUUCAGUUUAUUUUCAGUCUUACUGUACCUAUGCAUAUAUAAUUUAGUGGGAUUUAAAAAACUACAUUAUGUUAUGUUCAUUUAGUCAAAUAUUUUGUUUCAGAUUUGUAUUUCAUUUGUUAUUGUUAAAUUUUUAUUUUAUGUUUUGAAGGUUAAAAUUGUGCAUCUUUUUAUUAAAGGCAUUCUGCAGUUCAUUUUACUGAAAUAUGAUAUACUAUUUAAUUUAAAAAGUGAAUAAAAUGUUUCUUUCCCUUCAGCAAAAGAUACGUUAUAAAUAUGUUUUUCUUUAUCAAAGAUUAAAAUUGUUUACAUUAGACAUAAAAAGGCGGAGGACGAAAAUUGUAAUUAUUGAAUUUGCGACUAAACAAAAGUUUUCCCCCACUUCAUUCACUGAUAUGCUGGCAACUCAGGAAUAAUGAGAAAGUGCCAGUAUUUUUCAGUCAACGUGUAUGCUUUUUAAGUCCAUACGCUAAAGAAUAGGUAGACUAAUGUCACUUUGCUAGUCUGCACAAAAAGUAGAUUCUUCAAAUUAACAUCUCAAAAUAUUGUUUUAUUAGCUGAAACAGUGAACAAUACUGCUAGGUUUGUUGAAGUGUUAUUGAAAGAAACUUUAUAACUAUUUAAUAAUUACUCAUUUUUUUUAUUUGAUACCUUUAUUCUCCUGUAAAUAAAUAAAUAAACGUAUAAAAUGGGGAAGUUUUACUAAUUUGUAGAUAAAAGCUGUACAACAGUUUUAAGCCCUAAACAUUUCUCGUGUUUUUAUAGUUGUUAGCUUAGCUGGAGAGGAUAAGUUUUGGGGUAAGUUAUGAAAUUUUUUUCUCAGCAAUUAAUUGGACAGUCAUUUCUAAUCUUUAGAAUUUUACUCUACAUUCUGUUCUCUUGGAUUAGUUUUAAUUUUAGUAACCCUGACUUCUGCAAGUGUUUAUAUUGUUUUUAAUGUAAAUGUUAGCUGGUAGUCUUCUUCUGUGCUGAAAUUGGUUGCACAUUGACUUUUAAGCUGAAUAGAGUUGUGCAGGAUAUGCAAGAUAGUGGUAUGGUAUUUUCUAAUUAUCUGGAACCCAGUUUCAACACCUCAUAGAUUUGACAUAUUUUUAAUAUAUUUCUAGUAGUAGCUAGUGCACAGACAUGCAUACCACACACUUAUUUGGUUAUCUAAAGAUCUGUACACUUUAUAUUUAACUGUUAUUUUGCUCAUCAGUCCCCACCUACCAAUAUAGAUUUUUAUUUUCAUUUAUAAUUUUUAAAUGCUGCUUUUUAUUAUUAUUCACGAGCAGAGUGCUGUCUAUGAAUGUAAAGAUAGCUAAACAAAAAUUUGUCCCCACUUUAUUCACUGAUAUGUUGGCAACUCAGAAGUAACGAGAAAGUGCCAGUAUUUUUCAGUCAGCAUGUAUGUUUUUUAAUCCCUACACUAAAGAAUAGGUAGACUAAUGUCACUUUGCUAGUCUGCACAAAAAGUAGAUUCUUUAAAUUAACAUCUCAAAAUAUUAUUUUAUUAGUUUGUUAAUGUAUUCCUGAUUUGAUAUGUAUCUGAAGAAAAAUAUCUGCCCCAUAAUAUUAAAGAAAGUGUGUUUAGUAUGCAAAGCAGAAGACAGUUUUAAUGUAGUGACAGUUCUGAAACUUGCCAUGAUAUGUAUGAUAAAUUUCCAGUGAAUGGUGGAUUUCCUUUUUUAUGUAAUUCAUUAAAAAAUAUAUGUAUGUUUAUUAAAUAUAUCUAGCAAGGGUGAUUGUGGUUUGAAUAUAUUCUGUUUUUUCACUUUCCCAAAUCGGGAAGUUCUCAGUGCUUGUUCUGUAUUCGAAAUUUUGAAAAUAAAUGUACUUGAUUAUUUUUU